Sycon ciliatum is the source of this 1992-nucleotide messenger RNA. RefSeq lists its product as uncharacterized. The coding region runs from base 109 to 1521 and encodes 470 amino acids. NCBI's taxonomy places the organism in Eukaryota, Metazoa, Porifera, Calcarea, Leucosolenida, Sycettidae. The record is from RefSeq and is a predicted model, not a curated record. The transcript is spliced from 5 exons.
AAGCUAGAUUGCAAGAAAGGCACGCGAACGUGUGAACUAACGCGUUACUUUUCGGCGCAGGGAGUCGUGAACUGAGCCUUGAUCUGAACCGGCAUAGAUCUACGCACGAUGGCGGAGAGGCAAUCUUCUGUCAUUGCCCAACCAGGCGCGGGUCUGGCUGGAACUGCAGAGAAUUGCCUAAAGCCGGGCGAGGACGAGCGAGUAACCGUGAACGAGCCACCUGCUGAAAUGUCCAGUCCAUUUCAUUCCAUAUUUGCCCUGGAGGUGGGCUGCGACAAUUGCGACAAAGACCGAACUCUGGCUUAUCAAGGAACGUGUUUCUUACUCAGCGAUCUGAACUGUGCAACUAGCAAGGAGUACAUCUUCGCGACUGCCGCACAUAAUCUGCUCUGCAACGAUUGCGGCGACUGGCUCUGGGUACAAAUCUACAGCGAUUUAUCUCAGAACCAGUUCCUAACCAUGGGAAAGAUAUCCCGCAAGAAUAAGAAUGGCUGGUUGAUCGUUCCUGACUGGUACAAGGACAAUGCCAAGGAUGCGAAGAAGAAUAGCAAUCCUGACCAAUUUCGACACGACUAUGGCAUAAUAGCAGCCAAGAGGAGUCGCUGUAAGUGUCCGCUAGCGUACUGGGCAGAUGAAAACCUUCUUGGCGUUGCUAACCAGUGCCAGAAGAAAGAGGAUGACGUCCGCAUGUGCGGAUACCCAACGCACACCUUCUAUGGUGGCAAAGAAGAGACCGCCGAGAAACGCAAAUACUGGGUUGACAAGCCUCGCCCUGCUGCGUUUGCAGAGCACGGCCAUCAGCUUCACCACUUUGUUGACUCUAGCGGUGGGCAAAGUGGCUCGCCCGUCUUCCUUCUGCCCAAAGAAGGCGAAACUGAGACGGCCUCUGCUACUGGCUAUGUUGUGGGGAUUCACGUCAAAGGUGCCGAUGAGCGUAAUUCCGCGGUGAAGCUCCGGGACGAGCAUGGACGCGACACAAAGCCAAUGGAAGACCUCCGAAAUUGGGCGAAGGAUCCAUCACCAUGGUUACCAGCCUCAAAUGUUGAAGUUGCUGAGAAAUCAGCCAAGCGCGGGGUCAGGCAGUCGGAACAGAAGGGCAUGCACGGAGGUCGACUGCAUCAACAGCAACAAGCAGAUAGCGGAGCGGAGGCGCCAACGACAAAGGAACCCAAGAAGAAGUGCGAGUCUCUCGACCGACAGCUCUCUGACAUGACAGCAUGGCAGAGUGACGUCUUCACAGAACUUCUGCCUGACCUGGUUUCCACGCUAACUCCAAGUGCUAUGCGUCGCCAGUGUGAGGCUAAGAAGCUGAUUAAGCAGCCACAGCGUCAGCUCUUUGCAUCAUACAUUGGCCCUGCAGCGCAGAAUGAGGCAUUGCUCGAUGCACUACGCCUGGGUGAUGACGAAUCCUUCCACAAAUUCCUUGAAUGCAUCCGUGAAGUUGAGCCACCAGCCAGCGCGAGAAGGUUAUUGGCCAAGCUGGAACUCGUCGACAAGUUCGGGCCAGCCCGGCAGCACUGAUGACGCCGCAUUUGCGUCUGCAGGAGAAUCCGCUGCUGAUCCAGUGGGAUGGUGGUGAUGAUGGUGGCCAUGAUUGAUCAACACUGGAUCGCGGCGAGAAUUUGUUCUGUCUGUCUGUCUCUUCCUGUAAGUUCUUCUGUCUCUCUUCCUGUAAGUCCUUCUGUCUGUCUGCCUUUACGUCUUUCUGUCCGUUUUUCUACUUCAACUCAGACUCUAGACUGAGCUCUCUCCUUCACUUGCUCUCACUCUCGCUUACUCUCGCUCUCACCCAGUCUCUCGCUCCCACUCACUCAUUAAGUCGCGAUAUUCUUCAUUUUCCUGCUGCAUUCGCUAUCCUAAGCACUACUUCCUUUGAAUAUGCCUUUCUUCUUCUUCUUCUUCUUCUUCUUCUUCUUCUUCUUCUUCUUCUUCUUCUUCUUCUUCUUCUUCUUCUUCUUCUUCUUCUUCUUCUUCUUCUUCUUCUUCUUCUUC